AUGUCAGGCGACCGAGUUGCCCUACACCAAGCCGCGCCGACGAAGACAGUGCAGCGGACAGACGCAGUCACUGAGGGUGAGUGGAUUGACAUCCAAGGCGCACGUGCAAAAUUCGGAGCCAGAACACCUUUCCGUGUCAGUUUGGGUGGUGCGCCGGAUCUCGCAAAGCAGUGGUUGUACGGUGAUGGGCCGAAGGACAAUAGCGUUGAUCGGCUGGUGCAAGCAGGCAAGCCAGCUUUCUCCAAAAUCCAACGAGUCAAGGCCUUGGAAUCGACUGCAGCCGACAUGCAGGUCUACGAGUUCUCGCUGCCCACGUUGGAUUUAAUGGGGCUUGGGAAGGCAACGUCUUCCAUAAAUCUGUUCGGAGCCAUUCGGGAUGUCGAUGGAUCUGAAGUUGAUAAGUAUCUGGACAUCGGCACUUUUGGCAACCCUCGGGCUAGCAUCCAGUUUGCCACUGGAGCAGAGAUUACGCUGCCUAUGUUCUCGUUGAACGUCACUGGCGAACUGAGCAUCGAGGGAGACGCAAUUUCUAAGCGCAGGUCUCAAGCAGUCGGAUGGGUCUCCAUCGAGGUCCAAGGUGAGGUUCCCAGUGUUGCCGGCAUCACGCUGCCCGAGGAGGUGCUCCGGGCUGCAGCGAAGGAGGCUUGCCGCCAAACUUGCGCCUAUGCCUCCCGCAAGUUGGAGGUGGAACUUUCGCAAGAUUUCGCAUCAUGGCGAGCGGAGCGAGUACGACGAGAGCGCAUGAGAAAGUAG
Molecule: messenger RNA, 753 nt
Organism: Symbiodinium pilosum
Lineage: Eukaryota; Dinophyceae; Suessiales; Symbiodiniaceae
Source: the annotation of a GenBank genome assembly